Letharia columbiana is the source of this 636-nucleotide messenger RNA. RefSeq lists its product as uncharacterized. The record is from RefSeq and is a predicted model, not a curated record. Bases 1 to 636 code for a protein of 211 amino acids. The transcript has a single exon. Lineage: Eukaryota; Fungi; Ascomycota; Lecanoromycetes; Lecanorales; Parmeliaceae.
AUGCUCUCCCGGAAGAAAAGAUCGCAUCCGUCGGCCCUGUUAGCCUCUGCAGCAAUCUUCCUCGUCAGUACAUCCACUGCAAAUCCCACAUCCCUCCGCUCCAACAGCAGACAUACCGAGAGCGCUGAUCUCAUAUCUGCAACCGCUGUCGAUCAUAGCGUUCGGACCAGUAUCCAGACCCACGUCCACGAACGCUCAGAUACGACGACACUCCCGCCACGACCUCUCCCCCAGGAACCGUAUCGUCGGUGGCUGGAACAUCAUCUUCAACGACCGGGAAGCCUUUUCCCCCUCCUCCAGCACCGCCGAGGCCAUCUCGGACAUGUACGCCUCCGUCCACAACACCCUUGGUGCCCUCAUGCGCAACCGGUCCCGAAUAUUACCCCCGCAAAGGUCCUCUCGCUCACCCACGGCGGUCUGCGCCUCGCUUUCCACGCCGCCGAACGAGCCGUACCGUGGGGUGCCGCUGAUUCUUUCCUGCGGGGGAUGGUGGACCUCACCCGCGCGGGGCUCACGGGGCUGGACACUGCGGCUUUCUAUGACCUGCAAGGGUCGAUUUUGUGGUCGAGGGUUGCGAUCGGGUUGAUUUUGCUGCCGUAUGUGAAGGAGGGUGUUGCGCAGAAUAAGAUUGCUUGA